Molecule: messenger RNA, 2368 nt
Organism: Mucor mucedo
Lineage: Eukaryota; Fungi; Mucoromycota; Mucoromycetes; Mucorales; Mucoraceae
Exons: 6
Coding region: 283-2331 (682 amino acids)
Source: RefSeq, a predicted model, not a curated record
ACGCCCGAAUCUAUCGAAAAAAGAGAUUCUUUGCGUAUAGAAUUGGAACGUCGAGGUUUUGAGGAUUUUUUGAAAAGAUUGGAUAUUAAGAGAAAUGUAUUGCCUGACUCCUUAAGAAGACAAAUCGAUACUUAUGUGAAGCAAAAGAAGUUUGAUCAAGACAAAAUUCGAGCUUUGGAAAGCACAAAGAGACAGAGUAUCUUACAACUGUAAUGCAUAUUUAUUCGUAUACAAUGAUAUCAUUCUAACAUUUCGCCCCUUCUUUAUAGUCAACCAGAUGACAUGGUUGCAUCUGCACUAAAGGUUUUCUAUAGUGACCCCGAAAUUUACUAUCUGGUGGUAGAUAGUAUAAGCGAAUUAAUUACUGUAGGAACAAGCCAACUAUCCACUAACAAACGAUUCGUGCAAGAUAUCUGGAGUGUCAUUCAUAUCUUUGCUAAACAUUUGAAGCCCAUCGGAACAAAUAGCGACUUUCAAAUGGCACUUCAACAAUUUAUGGUUUCUAUACAACCCAUUGUUGGUAAGCUUGUGCCUGUUGAUGAAGGCGGAGACGAAUUUCUACCCAGUCGUACGUCUACCGAAAUCAAUAGUGCACCAGCGCCUACCAAUAACCUGGAGGACGUUGAAGGACUAAGAAACAUGGUCGAAGAAUUAAAGGAUAGCUUCCAAAAAAGUCAAGAAGCAACUGCAAAAAUACGUAGGGAAAAGAACGAAUUGUUAAUGAAAAUGAACAAGGCCCUUGCAGAUAUCCAAGAAAAAGAUGAUCAAAUUGCAAGAAUGCAGAAAGAUCAAGUGACAACAGUAAUAUCACCUGAGGUCAAAGGACCCAUGAUGGUACCUGAUUCAGCACCACCACCGCCACCUCCUCCACCACCGCCACCACCACCACCGCCAGCUCCGCCAGCUCAGCAAGUAGAUUUUUAUCCAGUUGUAAAGAGAAAAAACUUGGUGAAGCGUAGCGACUCUCAUCGCUCAUCCCGUUAUUUGCAUCCUCUGGCCCUCAAUCUCUGUUUUCCUAACCUCAAAUCGUUACAUGAAAGUAGUGCAACUGCACCAACCCAUGUUGUUUCACCUACAGAAGGCAGUUUUAGAAUAGCAGACACCGAAGAGCUGUUUAAAAAGCCAGCGCCAACACUUGUAAUGAAGCAAUUCUUUUGGUCCAAGUUACCCAUGGAUAAAAUUGGAAAUACAGUUUGGAAUGAAUUAUCCACUCAAAAACCAUUAGACUUUAGCAGUGAAAGCUCUAGCUCCAGUGACGAUGAUGAGGAUGAUAUGCUUAGUACACCUACGUUACACGAACUAGAUACUGUCGAGCUGGAAAAAUUGUUCAAAAAGAAAAGCAACAAUAGUGCUAAUCGAAAUGUAACUGAUGCUGUGGCCGUCCGAAAACAAAAUUUAGUUACAUUAUUGGAAUUUAAUCGAGCAAACAACAUUGCAAUUAUGUUGGCUAAAAUUAGACUGCCUUAUCCUGAUAUUCGGGAUGCCAUUUGGAAUAUUGAUGAUCACAGUCUUACUACAGAUAAUUUGAUGGCAAUACGACAAUAUAUCCCAACCAAGGAGGAAAUCGAAAUUGUCAAGGAGUAUAAUGGUGAUAUUGAUCUUUUAGGAAACGCAGAAAGAUAUUAUCGUUCGAUCAUGUAUAUUCCAAGACUGGCUGAUCGAGUUAGUUGUAUGAUCUUUCGUCGUCGUUUCAAGCAUGAAUUGGAGGAAAUUUUGCCCGAAUUAGAUACUAUUCAGAUGGCUAUGACAGAGCUAAGAGAAAGCACUAGAUUUAAACAAGUGCUCAAGACCGUGUUAGCUAUUGGUAAUCAUUUGAAUGGCCAAACAGUUCGAGGUAAUGCUUGUGGUUUCCACUUGGAUGCACUUUUAAAGAUGAGAGACACGCGAGCGGAAGGUGAAGGAAUCAGUAACGUUCCUACUUUGCUGCAUUAUUUAGUCUACUUUUUAUCAAAGUCCGAUGACGAUGUUGUGAAUUUUCGACAGGACAUUUCGCACUUGCAAGCAGCAGCCAAACUGUCUCCACCCACAUUAUUUGCUUGUGUCAAUUCAUUAAAUGGCAGUUUAACACAAAUUAAGGAAGAAUUACAUACAAACCGAAGAAGAAAGACAUCUGAACUUCAGAUUGACCGAUUUGCAGAGGCUAUGGAAGAGUUUUUAUCUGAAGCUGAGCCUAUUGUAAAUGAUCUCAAGUGUAUGACCAAAGAUAUUGAAGAAAAACUGAAAGAAUUGAUUGUGUAUUAUGGUGAAGAUCCGAAUACAAUUAAAUCCGAAGAGUUUUUUGACAUUAUUUCGACGUUUUCAAACUCAUUUGAGGUAAGAUAUUUGGGCUGAUACAAGUUCUAAACUGACUAUGGAACCUAAUAGAAAG